UCCAGUGCUGUCUGUCCUCUGCUGUCUCCUUCAGGACGCCCAUGAGCAGGGCAUUAACGCUGUGCGGUUCAGCUCCAGCUCUGACCUCCUGCUGGCCACCGGAGGAACCGACCGGGUCAUCAAGCUGUGGGAGGUCCGAGCAGGCUCGCUGACUCACAGGGCGACUCUGGACGGCAGCACGGAGGGCAUCACCUGCGUCGAGUUUGACCCCACGGGCUCCAGGAUUCUCGCCGCCUCCUAUGACAAGUCUGCCAUGUUGUGGCGGCUCGACGACUCCAGUCCCAAGUUGACUCUAACGGGUCACAGCAGGAAGGUGACGGCGGCGAGGUUCAGCGGUUGUCUCCAUCAGGUGGUGACGGGCAGCGCAGACAGAACCAUCCGACAGUGGGACCUGCACAGAGCCGCAUGUGUGCAGGUGGUCGACGUGGCGUCGUACUGCAGCGACCUCGUCUGCUCUGAGAACUGCAUCAUCAGCGGGCACUACGACUCCAAGAUCAGAGUCUGGGACACCAGGACGGCGUGCUGCGUUCAGGAGCUUCCUGCUCAGGGGAAAGUCACCUCGCUGAACAUCAGCUCCGAUCACCGUCAUCUGCUCAGCUGUUGCCGUGACGACUGCCUGCAGCUGGUCGACCUGAGGAGGUGGAGCAACGACCGCGUGUGCUUCAGGUGA
Plectropomus leopardus (leopard coralgrouper) is the source of this 670-nucleotide messenger RNA. Lineage: Eukaryota; Metazoa; Chordata; Actinopteri; Perciformes; Serranidae. The record is from RefSeq and is a predicted model, not a curated record.